AGCAACCAUCAGUCGCACGGUAGACGUCUCAAGUGGCAACACGUCGAAACUCUGUCAAUCGUAAAUUAAACUCGCACGCAGAUACGACAGUUUAUGCAAUGAUUCCUUUGUCAGUUAUAUUACUAUUGAUAAUAAUAGUUAUUACUUUAUUUAAAAGUGUUAUGAAACCAAAAAACUAUCCACCAGGCCCGAAUUGGAUACCAUAUUUUGGAUGCAGUAAUGUUGUGAACAUCAUGACUAAGAAAUACGGAUCACAAUGGAAGGCUCUCUCACUUUUAGCGAAAGAAUUCUCUACUUCUGUCUUAGGGCUAAAAAUGGGCAUGGAAAUGGUUGUUGUAGUUUAUGGAGAGAAAAAUAUUCGGCAGGUAUUCACGGAGAAGGAAUUUGAAGGCAGGCCAGAUAAUUUUUUCAUACGACUUCGUUGCCUUGGAAAGAGAUUGGGUAUAACAUUUACUGAUGGCCCUAUGUGGAGGGAGCAAAGACUGUUUGCGGUGAAGCAACUAAGAAGCGGUGGUUUUGGCAAAUCGCAAAUGGAGAAGGAAAUUCAGCAAGAGAUGAUGUAUAUAUUGAAAUACCUUAAGAAGCUGCGCGGACAACCUUGUGAUCCACAUCAUAUAUUAGCUACAUCCGUUAUGAAUAUUCUAUGGACUUACAUUGCAGGAGAGCGUAUAGAAGAAAAACGUUUGAAGCAUUUACUGGAGCUAUUAAAUGCGCGAUCAAAGGCGUUUUCUAUUGCUGGAGGUUUGCUGAAUCAAGUGCCCUGGUGCAGGUUUAUAUUUCCAGAGAUGAGUGGUUAUUCUCUUAUAAAAAGUAUGAACGAGCAAAUAUCUGCUAUUAUUGAGGAACAUAUUGAAAAGCAUAAAAAGAGGUUGGUUGAUGGAAACGAUUUUAUGUAUUCAUUUAUAGAAGAAAUUGAGAAUAAGAGAGAGGGAUUCACAGAGGAACAAUUGAAAACUAUAUGUCUCGAUGUACUUAUCGCUGGAUCACAGACAACGAGUAAUGUACUAGAAUUUGCUUUGCUGACUGUAUUGAGAAACAAGAGUAUGCAACAAAAGAUUUACGAAGAGAUAAAUCUGAUUUUGGGCGACGCAACACCAACUUGGUCUGAUAUGAGCAGACUCCUCUAUACAAACGCAUUUAUUCAAGAAAUCUACCGGUUUUACACGAUAGUACCUUUAAUGGGUCCUCGACGUACUCUUGAUGAUACAUACAUAGACGGGUACUUUAUACCAAAAGAAACGACAGUACUCAUGGCAGUUGGUGAUUUACACGUUGACCCGAAGAUAUGGUGCGAGCCGAGAAAAUUUAAGCCAGAAAGAUUUAUAGAUCAACGAGGCACAUUGAAAAAUGUCGAACAUUUGUAUCCGUUUGGCUUAGGUCGUCGCCGAUGCCCUGGAGACACUUUGGCCAAAUCUUUCAUUUUCAUCGUCUUCGUUGGUAUCCUGCAGAAGUUUAAAGUUGAGCCCAUCGAAGGCAACUUUCCUUCGGCGGAACCAAUAAUCGGCUUGAUUUCGUCACCUAGGCCGUAUUUAGCUGUGUUCACACCUCGUCGGAAUGAAUAAUGAAACUUUCUUCUUUCGAAACAUCUAUUUUUUUAAGUAUUAAAUAUCACUAAGCUUCUCAAUGGUGGUGGGU
Messenger RNA from Papilio machaon (common yellow swallowtail), 1635 nucleotides. RefSeq names its product probable cytochrome P450 305a1 (gene Cyp305b1). The transcript has 8 exons. The record is from RefSeq and is a predicted model, not a curated record. Gene Ontology annotation, molecular function: heme binding; oxidoreductase activity, acting on paired donors, with incorporation or reduction of molecular oxygen, reduced flavin or flavoprotein as one donor, and incorporation of one atom of oxygen; iron ion binding. Gene Ontology annotation, cellular component: intracellular membrane-bounded organelle; cytoplasm. Gene Ontology annotation, biological process: xenobiotic metabolic process. The coding region runs from base 99 to 1562 and encodes 487 amino acids. NCBI's taxonomy places the organism in Eukaryota, Metazoa, Arthropoda, Insecta, Lepidoptera, Papilionidae.